Messenger RNA from Caenorhabditis bovis, 2592 nucleotides. Lineage: Eukaryota; Metazoa; Nematoda; Chromadorea; Rhabditida; Rhabditidae. The record is from the annotation of a GenBank genome assembly.
AUGAACGGAAACGGACCAAGAGGAAACGGCGGACAACCGCCAGCGCAACCACAACAACAGCAGCAGCCACCGCAAAAUAACAACAAUAAAGGCUCAAGUUCGUAUCGUGGAGGCAACGGCGGAGCGCCGAGUAACAAUUCAGUGCAUAAACAAAAUGAUUACUGGAGUAAGAAUGGCAAAGACGAAAAAAUGCAGCCGAAAGCAUAUUAUCAGCGAAACGAUAGAUAUCAAGCUCGCGCAAAUCCGCAUGCUCCGCCAAAAUUGACGCCAGCUCAGCGGAAAGAACGAGGUCCGCUGCCUCGUUGGGAUGAUAUAACUGAUGGCGACGAUAAUUUUGACUACAUGAACUUGAUGGAAUUGCAGUAUUCGCAAUAUUAUUCGUAUCCACAGCCAUUUGAUCAUACGCUUGAUCCGCAUUCAGCGACAAUAAUGAUUCAGCACGCCCAACAGCACAUGGCUGCUUAUGCGCCAUUCCGUCCACCAGUUCCGCCGAUGCUCUCGCCACAUAUGAUGUCGCCACCACUUGAUCCAUCUGCUUCGCCGGUCUCAAACGGGGAUAUUAUCAACACUGCAAUUCCGUUUGCUCCAAUUUAUAAUCCACCAUUACCGCAGAGACCGGUCACAGAUGAUACACUCAAGGAAUACGUUCGAAAACAAAUCGAAUAUUAUUUUUCUGAUGAUAAUCUUCAAAAGGAUUUCUUCUUGAGACGAAAAAUGAAUAAUGAUGGUUAUCUUCCAUUGUCGUUGAUAGCGUCAUUCCCAAGAGUUCGAGCUCUUACCGAAGAUCUCUUGCUCAUUGGUGAGGGACUUCGUGAAAGCACAAAAAUUGAGUUGUCCCCUGAUGGAACUUUAAUACGUGCUCGCGAGGACCCAACGAAAUGGCCACUACCGCCUACUGUUAAUUCUGCUGAUUUGAUUGCUAGUACGUCUGGAUUUCCUCUAAGCUAUAAUCCGGUUAAGCCGAAGGCAAACGGACCACCGCCAAACGUUCCUCACCAGUUAAUACAACAACAAAUUCAAGAUUAUCAGCAGCAGCAGCGAUUGAUUCAACAACAACAACAGCAGCAGCAGCAACAGGCGCAAAAAUCACAAAAUAAUGAGCAAACCGAACAGCCUCAGCCACCACAACAAUCAGAGCAGCCGCAGACAUCACAAACAUCAGAUCGAAAAUCAGUAGACAAUUCAGAAGCUGGUUCGUCACAAUCAACUCCCUCUAGAUCGCGAACGAAUGAUUGGGAGGACGCGCGGAAUAAGAAAAAAGGAAAAGGCAGAAACUCAUCACAAAGCGACGAAAGUGAACGACGUAAUUCUGUCAAAUCGAAUAACUCGCAGUCGCAACCACCUCAGCAACAACGACAACCAUCACCGCAGCCGAGCAAUGAGCAGCCAGAGUUAGAUUUUCAGUUUGACAGUGAGAUGGACCAUCCGGCAUCACACACAACACCAAAACGGGAUAAGUCGAAAAAAGGAGAAAAAAUAAUUGUUGGAUUAACGCCUGCUGACGCUGACGAUGUAGACGAUGAUGUUAUCAGUAAACUUAUUAUUAUGACGCCGUCUAGGCGAACAAUGGACAAAACUGGUGAUUACACGACGCGCUCUCAAAAUCAUGUCGAGUUCAAUGAGGAAGUUGAAAUUGGCUUGAGACGCUAUGAAGAGGAACUUUGGAAUGCGCCAAUCGAGAAGGAGGCACCUACAUCCAAGGUUACCACGAUCAGCCAUGAAGAGUUUGUCAAGAUUCGCGGUGAGGAGCCGAAACCAGUUGAUCAAGGCCCACCGCCUGAGAUUCCACCAUCUGAUGCGAAGACGCCCCCGCCAACUAUUUGGACGAAAAAAGCAAAGGAACGUGCGCAGGCAGCUCAAGUUGUACCAAAAUCGCCAAUGCAACGCCGUGAAUCUCAAGAAGCUAAGGUGAAUCGCUUUUACCCAGUUGGAAAACCGCCAGUUGCUUUGGAUGCCAAGUCUCCUCGAAAGCAGAAAACGCGACACAGCGAUAAACCACCAGUUGAAUUGCCAGUUGGUUGGGUGCUCGGUCGCGAAGAACCACCACCGGCACCGAUUGGAGUUGCGGCGAGCUCGAGCCAAGUGCCGCCAAACCAUCCAUCGGUCUCACUUCUCAAGGAAAAUCAGUUUGUGCAGAAUGUUUAUUCGACAUGGAGAGCGUCGUGCUUGAAGCAGCGCAAGAAUGUAGGAUAUGAUUGCGCCGAAAUGAACACACUUUAUCGCUUCUGGUCAUUUUUCCUUCGUGACAAUUUCAAUAGAAAUAUGUACGAGGAAUUCCGAAAACUUGCUCUUGAAGAUGCUGAAGUUGGUUCGAGAUAUGGUAUUGAAGCUCUUUUCCGUUUCUAUAGUUAUGGAUUGGAAAAGAAAUUCCGCCCAGAAAUUUAUAAGAACUUCAUGAAAGAUGUUACAAAUGAUAUAAAGAAGGAUCAGCUUUAUGGUCUUGAAAAGCUCCUUGCAUUUUUACAAAGAUACAAGUGUGCGAAGCAACUCGUUCUUGACGAAUUUUUACAAAAAGAGCUAAAGAAGUACAAAAGCACGGAUGAUUUCAAAAAGACACCGCAGGUAAUUACAACGGCGCCAAGUAAGAAGUAA